Molecule: messenger RNA, 1000 nt
Organism: Carlito syrichta (Philippine tarsier)
Lineage: Eukaryota; Metazoa; Chordata; Mammalia; Primates; Tarsiidae
Product: delta and Notch-like epidermal growth factor-related receptor
Exons: 6
Source: RefSeq, a predicted model, not a curated record
AUGUUGGUAUAUGCUGUGCCUGGCAUCUCUUUUGAGAAGGCUCUUGCCUCUCUGAGGACCUGCAGUUGCCAGCAUGGGCUCUGCAAUGGAGCGGAAGCUGUGGGGCUUCUCUGGCCACCAGAUCUUGUUGCGGAUCCUUGCGCCAGCAACCCUUGUCACCAUGGCAACUGUAGCAGCAGCAGCAGCAGCAUCAGCAGCAGUGAAGGCUACCUCUGCAUUUGCAAUGAUGGCUAUGAAGGUCCCAACUGUGAACAGGCACUUCCCAGUCUCCCAGCCUCUGGCUGGACUGAGUCUAUGGCACCUAGACAGCUUCAGCCUGUCCCCUCUACCCAGGAGCCUGACAUAAUCCUACCCCGCUCUCAGGCAACGGUGACACUGCCAACCUGGCAGCCAAAAACAGGGCAGAAAGUUGUGGAAAUGAAAUGGGAUCAAGUGGAGGUGAUCCCCGAUAUUGCCUGUGGGAAUGCCAGUUCUAACAGCUCUGCAGGUGGCCGCCUGGUAUCCUUUGAAGUGCCACAGAACACCUCAGUAAAGAUUCGGCAAGAUGCCACUAAUUCCCUGAUUUUGCUGUGGAAGGUCACGACCACAGGAUUCCAACAGUGCUCCCUCAUAGAUGGACGAAGUGUGACCCCCCUCCAGGCUCCAGGGGGCCUUGUUCUUUUGGAAGAGAUACUCACUUUGGGGAAUAAUCACUUUAUUGGUUUUGUGAAUGACUCUGUUACCAAAUCUAUUGUGGCUUUGCGCUUAACUCUGGUGGUGAAGGCCAGUACUUGCAUGCCGGUGGAAAGCCUCACAAAUGACUUGGAGUGUUCUGGAAAAGGAAAAUGCACCACGAAGCCAUCAGAGACAACGUUUUCCUGUACCUGCGAGGACCAGUAUGUGGGAACUUUUUGUGAAGAAUAUGAUGCUUGUCAGAGGAAACCCUGCCAGAACAAUGCGAGCUGUGUUGAUGCAAAUGAAAAGCAAGAUGGGAGCAACUUCACUUGUGUUUGCCUUGCUG